Molecule: messenger RNA, 1813 nt
Organism: Sinocyclocheilus grahami
Lineage: Eukaryota; Metazoa; Chordata; Actinopteri; Cypriniformes; Cyprinidae
Product: 52 kDa repressor of the inhibitor of the protein kinase
Exons: 4
Coding region: 394-1245 (283 amino acids)
Biological process (GO): regulation of transcription by RNA polymerase II
Cellular component (GO): nucleus
Molecular function (GO): DNA-binding transcription factor activity; RNA polymerase II cis-regulatory region sequence-specific DNA binding
Source: RefSeq, a predicted model, not a curated record
CUUAUUGCGCAUGCAUACACGUAUGCACAAUAAUUUACAUCUGCUAAAUGUGAACGAAUUUUAUACAGGCAUCACUAAAGUCAACUCGGAGCAAACACGUCAUCAAGUAGCCUACCGAAGAAGUUACCGACGCCAUUUUGGCUCAAACAAACUCUGCAUUUCACUUACUAGUGUAUUUAAUUCGUCUUAAGGACUCGCAUUUUAUACUUAAAACAUUAAAGAGACCGCACGUAAAGCCAUUGCGUGCGUCUGCUAAUAUAACGGCUGUAUCUUUUUCUGAAGUGUAAAGUAUUUUUAAUAAUACACCUGCUAAGUCCUCUGCUAGCAGACCGCUACGUGUCAUCGUUGUUGUGCCCAUAUGAUAAGUUAAACAUUUGGCGAAUGUAAAUAAAAAUGGGUGGAUGCUCCGCUCCAAACUGCUCGAACUCUACAACUAUUGGAAAGCAGCUCUUCCGCUUUCCGAAAGACCCCGUGCGCAUGAGAAAGUGGCUUGUAAACUGUCGGCGUGAUUUUGUACCGACUCCCUGCUCCAGACUGUGCCAGGACCACUUUGAAGAAAGCCAGUUUGAGGAGAUCGCCAGAUCACCAGCAGGGGGAAGGAAGCUCAAGCCCAACGCAAUCCCCACACUAUUCAAUGUACCCGACCCUCCCUCUCCUGUCACCCCUCAAGCAGUGUUACCUGUUAAAAAUGAGCCAGUGGAAAAGGACUUGAACAUGGGGGACCAUGGUUAUGCCCGCCGACAGCCCCCUGUGGAUUCAGAGGAGGAUGGGGUUCAGAGGGCAGACGAGGAGCGACCUUGCUCUCUCUGCCAGCAUUAUAAAACCAGACUGGAGCAGCAACAGCAGCACACAGUCAGACUACAGAGAGAGGCAGAGGAGAUGAAGAAACGCCUUUACAAACUGAGUAAAAUAGAGAAGGGGCUACAGGUGUUUCUGUUUGAGGAUCAGAUACGUGCCCUAACGUUAGCCAAGCGUUCUCGGAGGGCAGUGUGGUCCCAUGGUACUUUACUGACAGCCCGUAAAAUCCGCUGCACAGUGGGGGUUAAAGGAUACGAGUACCUAAGAGAACUGGGCUACCCUUUGCCUUCUUACAGGACGCUGUGUAAUCGCCUGGAGCCCAAAAUGAUGGUGACCACAAGCAUGCAGGAUGAACUAGCAGAGCUUGGCCUGGGCAUCAUAACAGCUUGUGACAGUCCAGAGGGCAACGUGACGAGCGAUGAAGGACUGAUUGGAGUCAUGACCUGAUACACUGUGUUUGUAAGAAUCUGCACUAAUGCUUGACUGUUAAACCAACCGAAGGCGAAGCUACGGCAGGAUUCACAGAGGAUGUUUGUUUACUGGGUUAAGUUAUUUUGGGUUGUUGCAUUUUAAAACCAUUUGCAUUAAUACCACAACCGUCUAGAGUUGAUUCACUAUUAUCUGUUUUCUUUUCUUCAAGAAAGAAAUAUUUUGGUCUUGCUGCAUCUGGCUGUGUAGUUGAUAUCUCUUGAUGCAAAUAUUGCACCUGUUACCCAUUUUGAGAAAAUUGAGGUAAACUGUUGGUGGAAUAAUUUCAGUUGUUCGUAGAAUCAUAAACUACUAAGAAUGUGCCCUGAAAACCAAAUAUUAUCACUCUAAACUUAAUUUUUGCUACUGAGACAAAGAGAAGGUUUCGCUUGUUUCUAUGAGAGAAAGUUGACAAAAGAGACUUGAUAAAUUGUCAAAUUGACAUGACGGUGUGACUGUGUAAAGUCACUAUUUUAAAGUGGUAUAUUGGUAGUAAUGCUGUUUUAAAGUGGUGUAAAUCUGGUGUAUGAGUUUAGCAGCCAAAAAA